AAUAGGUUUUAUAUUAAAAUACACUUAAAGUUACUGUUGAAACGUUUUAUUGUUGCAAAGGUAUUACGGAGCCUUUAUUUUGAAAGCAACCCAGUAACAGGAAGCACAUUGUGUAAACACAACGAGAGAAUUUUUGUGUAAACACAACGUGAUGGCGUGUUUGUAUCACCGCAUGGCUGUUAAUUCUUGAAUAAUCCUUUGUGUGUGUAUCCCUCAGAAAGCAAUGACUUUUCACUCUGAUUCAAUGCUGUCAACCUGACUUACCUGCUGUUGAAGAAGUCAAUAAAGGAGCAUGCACGCUCACUUCCUGGCUCUUGAAAAGGAGUUUGGCUGGCUGUUUAUCUAUGUUAACACUUUGGAAGUAUAACACAUAGAGAGAACAGUACAGUGAAAAGUCAUACUGUCAGAAGGAUUCAUCUGCCACAGUUAUGGAAGCCCAGACAACACAAAAGGAUGAAAAAGCAUCAUCAGCGCCCAGCUCCAAGGGCACAUCUUCUUCCAAGUGCUCAGUGGCUAGUGCCGCUGCUAUGGCCAGAGCUGCAGCUGAAGCCGCACACACCAGAGUCACAUUCGCACAAAAAGAGUUGGAAUUGAAGAAACAGAAAGCCAAGUUAGAUUUGGAAAAGGCUACACUACAAGCAAACCUAGAAGCACUAGAACUGGAAAAAGAAGCUGCUGCCGCCAACGCAGAGGCUGAAGUUUUAGAGGCUGCUGCAAGAAAAGAAUGUGAGGACAUGCACAGCGUCGUCGGGAGUGACGUCUCACCACAGUCAAUUCGACAGCGAACAGAAGCAUAUUUGGAACAUCAGGCUCAGGUCAGCUUCAAACCAAACACACCUGCCUCAGACACACCGCCCCCUCCCCAUAUCACAGAGACACAGCCACUGACAAGGCAGGAGGUCCCUGAAUCAAGUCCCGCCUACAACCAUGAUGGCUCGCCCACAACGUCAAAACAGUACGUAUCAACACCUGUGCACCAGACACACCCGCCUGAGCACCCAAGCCAUUAUUCAGACCAUUCUCCUAGGUACAACGCACAGGGCUCUGCUAUUACUCCAUCUUCUAACAUGAUAGACUUUGCUAAAUAUCUGGCUCGCAGGGAGUUAAUAACAACAGGUCUUACUAAAUUUGAUGAUCGGCCUGAGAGCUUCAGAGCAUGGCAGUCCUCCUUCUUUAACGCCACUCAGGACUUAGACCUAUCAGCUAGUGAAGAGUUAGAUCUACUGGUAAAAUGGCUGGGAAGGGAAUCAUCUGAACAUUUUAAAAGAAUUCGAACAGUACACGUCACCAACCCUCAAGCGGCGCUUCGGCUGUCUUGGACAAGAUUCAGAGAGUGCUAUGCCAACCCUGAAGUGAUAGAGAGUGCUCUAUUCAGGCGGCUGGAUAAUUUUCCCCGUCUUACUUCAAAGGAGAACAUUAAACUAAGAGAACUUAGUGACCUGCUCAUGGAGCUGCUCUCAGCUAAAGAAGACGGGUACUUACCUGGACUCAGUUACCUUGACACACCUCGGGGCAUUAACCCCAUCGUUGAAAAGUUGCCACCAAACUUACAAGAAAAAUGGCUGUCUAAAGGGUCAAGGUAUAAAGAACAUCACAGAGUUUGUUAUCCCCCGUUCUCUUUCUUUGCCGACUUUGUCAGCAGUGAGGCAAAGGCCUGAAAUGAUCCCAGCUUUGUCUUGAUGAACAGCAGCCGUACCCAUUACCAUAAUGAAAGGCCCACAGCAAAGCAUGAUGGUGUGAAGGCGGCUAUAUCUGUCCAUAAGACAGACGUGUCAGUUACAGCAGGCUCAAGCUCGACGUAUAGAGCAGAGAUGGUGAAGAAAAGUAGGUGGGAUCCAGCUAAAUACUGUCCACUUCACAAUAAAGCUCAUCCUCUGGAAAAAUGCAGAGCCUUUCAAAUGAAGCCGCUGACAGAGCGCAGAAAUUUGCUGAAAGAUCACAGACGAUGUUUUAGGUGCUGCUCUGCUACUCACAUGGCCAGAGAAUGUCCUGAGGAGCUGAAAUGUAAUGAGUGUGAGAGUGACCGACACUGCACGGCCAUGCAUCCAGACGCUAGCCUCUCACCAGCAGUGUCACCUGCGACUGAGCCAGACAUAGAGCCGCAAAACAACCAACCUCCAGUGGUAACUUCAAGGUGCACUGAGGUAUGUGGAGAUGGCCUCCCAGCACGAUCUUGCGCAAAGAUAUGCUUGGUGCAAGUUUUCCCACAGGGACAAAGGGAACGCUCAGUCAAGAUGUAUGCUAUCCUUGACGACCAAAGCAAUCGCUCCCUGGCUAGAGCUGAGUUUUUCCAGCUCUUUGGCAUCCGAGGCACCCCUUCACCCUACUUGAUGAGAACCUGUGCUGGUACCAUUGAAAUGACUGGAAGGAAGGCAGUUGGUUUUCAGAUAGAAGCAUUGAAUUGUGAAGUGUGUUUAGAUUUACCGCCACUCAUUGAAUGUAAUGAGAUCAUGACCAAUCGUUCAGAAAUCCCCUCACCAGAGGUUGCUCUUUCCCAUGCUCACUUAAGACCUGUGGCACCUCACAUCCCAAAGCCUGAUCCUGAAGCGCAGAUCCUGAUCUUACUAGGACGGGACCUCAUACGUGUUCACAAAGUGAGACAGCAAAUCAAUGGGCCACACAAUGCACCUUUUGCCCAGCGUUUGGAUUUAGGGUGGGUGAUAGUGGGGGAGGUCUGCAUUGACAGUGCUCACAAGCCCACUGUAGCUGUCUUUAAGACCAACGUCCUGCAAAAUGGAAUUCCAUCUUUUCUAACACCAUGUCAGAAACACAUCUGUGUUAAAGAAAAAGCGAGCUACGGCGGGGAGCACAGGCACGGCCUUUCUACCCAACAGUCCAGCUAUUCUGCCAUCAGUGUGCCUGCCGAAGAAAAACUUGGAUGCAGUGUGUUCAGGAGAACAGAGAAUGAUGACAAACCUGCUUUGUCUUUCGAGGAUGAAACAUUUCUGGAGAUCAUGCAGGAAGAGCUCCAGAGAGAUGAGAAGAACAGCUGGAUUGGUCCCUUACCAUUCAGGUCACCCAGACCACGCCUUCCAAGUAACCGAGCUCAAGCCCUCUCUCGCCUCCACUCCUUGCAACGUACACUGAACAAAAAUUCUGAAAUGAAAGAACAGUUUGUUGCCUUUAUGGAGAAGCUCUUUGAAAAUGGACAUGCUGAGGAAGCUCCCCCUGUCCCCGAGAAUGCAGAGUGUUGGUACUUACCCAUUUUUGGGGUGUAUCACCCCCAAAAGCCGGGUCAGAUACGGGUUGUGUUCGACUCGAGUGCACAAGAAUGUGGCAUCUCCCUAAACAACGUCUUGCUUUCAGGCCCCGACAUGAACAACUCCCUCCUUGGAGUACUGCUCAGGUUCAGAAAGGCGCUUGUUGCCCUAACCGCUGACAUCCAACAGAUGUUCUAUGGUUUUUUGGUGAGGGAAGACCACAGAAAUUACUUAAGAUUCCUCUGGCACAAGGAUAACGAUCUUAGUAAGGAGGUGGCAGAGUAUAGAAUGCGAGUCCAUGUGUUUGGGAACAGCCCUUCACCUGCAGUAGCUAUAUAUGGCCUUCGUAGAGCUGCCCAGGAAGGUGAACAGAAGUACGGCUCUGACUCUCGCCACUUCGUCGAGCGACACUUUUAUGUGGAUGAUGGGCUCAUCUCCCUCCCAACUGAAGCCGAAGCCAUUGAUCUGCUCAAGCGCACUCAAGCUUCACUGGCAGAAUCAAAUCUUAAACUGCAUAAAAUCGCCUCUAACAGUGUUGCAGUGAUGCAAGCUUUCACACCUGGAGAACUGGCUGCGGGCCUAAAAGACUUGGGCCUUGAUGAAGAAGUGCUUCCAGUACAAAGAAGCCUUGGUUUGUGCUGGAACAUAGACUCUGACACUUUCACAUUCAGAGUUGCAGUCAACGACAAGCCGUUCACCCGCCGUGGAGUGCUAUCCACCGUCAAUAGCCUCUUUGACCCAUUGGGCUUGGUCGCACCAGUGACCAUCAGGGGCCGAGCACUGCUCAGAGAACUUUCUGCUGACGUUCAUGAAUGUGACACUGAACUUCCUGCAGACAAGUUAAACAAGUGGGAAACAUGGAAAGAAUCACUGCACGAUUUGAGUAGCCUCCAUCUUCCCCGCUCAUACAUACAACAGUCCCUAUCCAGUGCCACAUACACAGAGUUGUGUCUCUUUUCAGAUGCUUCUAGCUGGGCUAUAGGAGCAGUAGCUUAUUUCAGGGUUGUCUUGACAGAUGGGCAGUGUAGAGUUGGCUUUGUGGUCGGGAAAGCAAAGCUAGCCCCUCAACCAGAGCCCACCAUCCCUCGCCUCGAACUAUGUGGCGCUGUGCUGGCCGUCGAGAUGGCUGAACUGAUCCUCGACGAGCUUGACCACAAGCCAGACGCAGUGAGAUUUUACUGUGACAGCAAAGUUGUCCUUGGCUACAUACACAAUAACUCUAAGCGAUUCUUUGUGUAUGUACACAAUCGUGUUCACCGGAUACGCAGGACAACCUCUCCCCAACAGUGGCAUUAUGUGCCUACGGAUCAAAACCCAGCUGAUCUGGCCACCAGGUCUGUGCCCGCGUCACAGCUCACCAACAGUAUGUGGUUUACAGGGCCAGAGUUCCUUCACAAACCACUUCUGGCCGAAACAAAUUAGUCCUUUAAGCUGGUGGAUCCUGAAACAGAUGCAGAUGUGAGACCUCAGCUGACCACUUUUGCUGCUCGCAUAAGUGAAUGUAAACUUACCUCAGGACGUUUCCAGCGCUUCUCCACUUGGGAGUCUUUGCUAAGAGCAGUUUCCUUCUUGAUCCAUCAAACUCAUUCAUACAGGUCUGACUCACCGACUACAUGCAAAAGAUGGCACCAGUGCAAUAAGCCACGUAGCCCAGAGGAACUGGCAGCAGCCAAGCUGGCCAUACUCAAGUCUGUACAAAGAGACACUUAUACAGAAGAGUACACUGCACUACAAGAGAAUAGAGCAAUUUCGAGAUCAAGUGCAAUCUUGAACCUUGAUCCCUUCAUGUGUGAUGGUCUCUUACGAAUUGGGGGACAUCUGAGAUAUGCAUCAAUUGAACCAGAGGUAAAAAAUCCAAUCAUUCUCCCAAAACAAAGUCAUUACAUUACUGGUGAAUCAUUACCACACAAAGGUGGAACACCAAGGACGGCAAUUCACUGAAGGUGCAAUAAGAGCUGCAGGCCUGUGGAUUGUUGCUGGUAAGAGGCUGAUAAGUUCAGUCCUUCAUAGCUGUGUCACCUGCCGCAAGCUGAGAGGAAAACUUGAGGUCCAAAAGAUGGCUGACCUCCCUCCAGAGCGUCUAAGCUUGUCACCACCAUUCACAUAUGUGGGAUUAGACGUUUUUGGUCCCUGGGAGGUGGUCACCCGACGCACUAGAGGUGGCGCAGCUCAGAGUAAGCGGUGGGCCAUACUUUUCACGUGCAUGAGCACUAGAGCUGUGCAUGUGGAAGUCAUACAGUCCAUGGAUGCAGCCAGUUGCAUCAAUGCCCUGCGAAGGUUUUUUGCCUUAAGAGGACCAGCGAAACAACUGAGGUCGGAUCGAGGUACAAACUUUGUUGGAGCCAGUUCAGAACUAGGCAUGAGACCAGAUGAUCCAAGUCAAACCAACACAUUGAGGUACCUACAUGAGAAUGGUUGUAUGGGAAUUCAAUCCCCCGCACGCAUCUCACAUGGGAGGCGUGUGGGAGCGCAUGAUUGGCGUAACCCGGAGGAUACUUGAUGCCAUGUUCCUGCAAACUAAACACUCACCUGACUCACAAAGUGCUCUGUACUCUAAUGGCAGAGGGGUCGGCGAUAAUCAAUGCCAGACCAUUAGUCCCUGUCUCUUCUGAUCCUGCCUCACCAAUGCUGCUGACUCCUGCUAUGCUCUUGACCCAGAAACCAGGUGUGCCUGCUCCAGCCGGCAGUUUUGAUAAAAAGGAUCUCUUCAAGUGUCAGUGGAAACAAGUGCAGGCACUUGCGAAUGAGUUUUGGACCCGAUGGAGAAAUGAGUACCUCCACACCCUUCAACCAAGGCGUAAGUGGCACACGGCAUGUCGAAACCUGGAAGUUGGAGACAUUGUGCUACUUAAACAGAGCCAAUCACAACGCAAUGAAUGGCCAAUGGGUUUGGUCACUUCUACCAGUCCAAGUGGUGAUGGGAAGGUCCGCAAAGUCGAGGUCAGGACAACAUCGCAAGACAAAAUAAAGACAUUCUUAAGGCCUAUCUCAGAUGUGGUCUUACACCUGGCAAAGGAAAGUCAAAGGUCAAGUUAGGAAAGUUAUGUUUUAAGUGGCAUCAGUAAUUGCCAGACGGGGAGUGUUCUGCCCUGAAUAGGUUUUAUAUUAAAAUACACUUAAAGUUACUGUUGAAACGUUUUAUUGUUGCAAAGGUAUUACGGAGCCUUUAUUUUGAAAGCAACCCAGUAACAGGAAGCACAUUGUGUAAACACAACGAGAGAAGACGUGAUGGCGUGUUUGUAUCACCGCAUGGCUGUUAAUUCUUGAAUAAUCCUUUGUGUGUGUAUCCCUCAGAAAGCAAUGACUGUAAGUGUUACACAUUAUUUACAUGUUUAACAAGUUAUAUUGAUUUAUAUUGACGAGUUUGCUGAUAUGUUUUCUAAGUUUGUAAGAAAGUAGCAACGUAAUGUGUUUGAGCCUGUAAGACAACUGUACCAUCAUAUACUUACCUGUUAUAUCGUAGAAAUCCAUCACAGCAUUUUUUGUAUCUUUCUUUUCUAGUUUCACUCUGAUUCAAUGCUGUCAACCUGACUUACCUGCUGUUGAAGAAGUCAAUAAAGGAGCAUGCACGCUCACUUCCUGGCUCUUGAAAAGGAGUUUGGCUGGCUGUUUAUCUAUGUUAACACUUUGGAAGUAUAACACAUAGAGAGAACAGUACAGGUAUCAAUACCAUCAUAACAUAUUGCUGACCAUAUAAUUAGCCAAAUGGCAAACAGGAUUACCCUAUGGACUUUUUAUUUUAUUAAAAUGAAAUUGCAAAUAUAACAAAACAAAUACAGUUGUGUUUGCAAUGUCUAUUUUGAUGCAUAGGAAAUCAAAGCACAUCUCAGUCAUUGAUGCUAGGUAACCAUCACACACCACAUUAAAGAUUACAUCGUGACAUGAUUUAAACAUUUAGGAAACAUGUUUCUUGUUCAUAGCAACGGUCAAUAUAGUUUAUGCAAGGCUCUUCAAAUAAAUGUACACCAAAUUAAAGAUUACAUUUAAAGACGCAGCCUUUUUUAUCCUGUAGCCCUACUAGCUGGCUGUAGGGCUCGGAUAGGCUACUAGCUGGCUAAAAUACGUCUGUGCACAUUUAUGACAGUGUAGUGUCUUAAAUAAAUCUGUCAAAUUAAAUUGCUACUGUACAGUUCUAAACGGGCUAUCCACUACAUUUGGGCUGAUACUAUACAUUUUUGUGGCGUAGUUUUAGUCCUACUUCUUAUUUUUAGUCUCUUAACCAUUCAAUGCGAGCUCUUACCUGAGGUAAAGCGAAAACUGCAACUUCCGCCAAGCACGACGGUCGGAAAAUCCGGAAAAAGAUGUACGUAACAUUGGCUUGUGUAAUUAACAAGGAUACAAUGCUGUGUUAAGGGCAAGAAACGUCACAGAUAAUUUUUUUAAAUCAUCGUUAGGGUAAAAACCUAAAAACGGACAUUACACUACUACCGGGAUAGGUCCUCUGACUUCCAAUGGGACAGGUGCCCAAGGCGUCUUUCAGCCCGUCCCUAGCAACCUGACGUAAUUGAAACAUCUGUCUAGCCAUAAACAUCGUUCUUAUAACUAUCAAGUAGGACAGAUAGCGUCUAUUAGAGCCGAUGUCGGGUUAAUACAUGAAUGACCGGAGCAGCUGCUCACAGGAAAUCCCAAGAAAGAAGACGCCAUAAUGUUGUUCAAUAGGAGAACAUUAUUAUAAGGUUACAUAAAUAUCUUAUUACACGGGUCUUUUCAAUGCCGUGGAACGCUCGGUUCACCCUUCACAACUUCCGGCGUGAAUUAUAUUUGAUAAUUCAUCGUUGCCAAGUAUAAUUGACCGCUGUCAAGGUAAACGAAGGAUUUGUUUGGAUACUACGAAUGCUGGUAACAAAUGAAUUGUAAAAAGACACACCAUGUGAAGUUAGUAUUUCGUUUAGGCAAGUAUCCGUGUAAUGAGCGUCGUCAUUAUCUAAAAUAAGCCGUUAUCGCCUGAAGGCAAUAAUUGUUCUAUACAUUAUCCCUUACAUAACCAGCAAAGACAAUGGUUUUAUACCCAUGAUUUAAACGGCAUGCGAGCUGCUGGUUUCAGCGUCCAUAGCAACCAUCAUAGCAACCAUGUUAUAAUCAUUAUGUGGAGACGACUGAAAUAUUCUUCGCCAUAACUAUCAAACAAAACAUCCUUCAUAUUCGCACAUUCGUAAAAUGCACAUUUCUCGAUAAAAAUGUUUACAUAAACACUUUUAAUGGCGUAACUAUGCUAAAAUACCAUAUUUUCCACCCAGAAUAAAAAGUAUGUCCGCCAUUAAAUACGGUAUGAUUUCUAGAUGUCAUGGCAACGUCCGCUCGCGACACUGGACUUGCGAGGCAUCGACGCAGACUUUUCAGAUAGCCAAAAACAAGACAAUAGAUGGCUAGAUAAAACAUCAAGACAUACAAUUCUAAAAAGAACAGAUGAAGCAUCUACCCUUUUUUCCAUCGCGGUUUGCCUACAGAGCAGCGCACCUGCAUUUAAUAUAUCCGUGAAUUAUCACAUAUCUCAGAAUCAAAGGUGAAAGUAGAAACGGGUGGCCAAAAGCUGUCAUAUUCUUAGUUAUCACAGACAAUUUUUAACAAUAAAUGUUCUGUACGGAGCUCCUUAAGGGACAAUAGGGAGAAAGCUCCCGGACAGAACCUUAGAUGGAAGUCGUGCUUAGUGACAAAUCACGACAAAUACUUCCAAUUGAUAUGCAUGAGUUUGAAAAUUGUGCUUUUUGACACGAACAUUUAGAAAAUACGUGUACCUGAUCACGUUUCAAUAGAUUAAAUAACGUGACAGUGUCACCUAUUUUCGUGAGCCCGGGAUGCCUGUACGCCGGCCAUUAUCGCCCGAUGAAAUAUUCUUCGUCAUAUCUAUCAAACCAAACAUCCUUCACAUUCGCCGAACGACGAUUAUGAAAGUAAAAUGCACAUUUCUCGGUAAUUUUUUUUACAUAAACACUUUUAAUGUACAAAUACAGAG
Gadus chalcogrammus (walleye pollock) is the source of this 9153-nucleotide messenger RNA. RefSeq lists its product as uncharacterized. Gene Ontology annotation, molecular function: zinc ion binding; nucleic acid binding. The coding region runs from base 1680 to 4622 and encodes 980 amino acids. The transcript is spliced from 2 exons. The record is from RefSeq and is a predicted model, not a curated record. NCBI's taxonomy places the organism in Eukaryota, Metazoa, Chordata, Actinopteri, Gadiformes, Gadidae.